AUGGAUCUCAAAAAGAAAUUAACUGGCGAUUCGGAGGAGGAUGAGCUGCGGAGAGUGGCUUUUGUCGCCACAGUUGUCAGCGCUGCUGCUGGAAUUAUGUGCAUCAUUUUGAUUCCUGGACUGUACACCUAUCUUCAAUACAUUCAGAGUUCGGUGCAGAGUGAUGUCGGAUUCUGUGUUUAUGGAGCUAAAAAUCUCGAAAGCAUGUAUGAAUCUACCAAGCCUUCUUCAAGAAUCGAAAAACGUCAAUCCGGAUAUGGAGCUCAACCAGCAAGAUCAUCUGGAAGCCGUCCAGCGCCAUCCCCAUAUGACGACGCCGCCACGUCAUCAUCAUCUUCUCAAGAUUCUUGCUGUAGCUGUGGAAUCGGGCUAGCCGGCCCACCAGGAUUCCCAGGACGUCCAGGACGUGAUGGACAAGACGGACCAGCUGGAAGACCAGGACAAGAUGGCCGGGAUUUGAGUAAUGGAGCAUCAGAUGGUUCAGAAUUCGAAAUCGAUUGCCCAGAAGGACCACCAGGACCCCCAGGAAAUCCAGGACCACAAGGAAAUGCCGGGAGACCUGGAAUGGACGGAGUUCCAGGAAGAAAUGGGAGAUGUGGACGACCAGGAGAGCAAGGAGAGCGUGGACCAAGUGGAGAGAACGGACGGAAUGGAAAUCGUGGAAGCGAUGGAGUUCCUGGAGAAGUUAGAGAAGUUCCAGCACCAGCAGGACCACCGGGACCACGUGGAACUCCUGGAGCACAAGGACCCACAGGACCAAAGGAAAUGAUGGGCGGCCUGGAAAUAAGGGACCGGCGGGACCACCGGGAGAUCAAGGAUUCGAUGGAGCACCAGGAGGACCGGGAGCCGACGGAGAGCCGGGAGCUCAAGGGGCACUGGGAGCUUCUGGAGGAUGCUCACACUGUCCACCACCAAGAACUGCACCAGGAUAUUAGAUUUUGUUGGGAAAUUCUUUAUUCUUCUGUCUUUUUUGUACAUAUCGACCUCUCUUUUGAGAAUAAAUCUUUUUAA
Messenger RNA from Caenorhabditis briggsae, 1011 nucleotides. It is a transcript of the gene Cbr-col-120, whose product is annotated as Protein CBR-COL-120. Gene Ontology annotation, molecular function: structural constituent of cuticle. The transcript is spliced from 3 exons. The record is from RefSeq and is a predicted model, not a curated record. Bases 1 to 1011 code for a protein of 336 amino acids. Lineage: Eukaryota; Metazoa; Nematoda; Chromadorea; Rhabditida; Rhabditidae.